This is a messenger RNA of Arabis nemorensis, 297 nucleotides long. The record is from the annotation of a GenBank genome assembly. Lineage: Eukaryota; Viridiplantae; Streptophyta; Magnoliopsida; Brassicales; Brassicaceae.
AUGGCUAAGCACAAGACCAACGGUCGUAAUGAUAAUCCUUACGUUCAUAUCACUACUCCCACCUCGGCUUCUGAUAAGAGAUCGAAGGAUAAGGUUCUUGAGAUGUUGGGACGUUGCGGGAAGAAAGUUAGAAUGGGAGACAAACGAAUAGUGCGUAUCAAAGAGAAAGUCUUAGUUGCACAUGGAGUAGCGAAAAUAAGCGCAUAUGUGACACACGGCAUAUUCCCCAAGAGUGAUCUCGCGGAAGGUCUGAGCUAUUUCUGGAUUACAGACUCAUGUGGAUUGACUGUGAAAUAG